Molecule: messenger RNA, 1110 nt
Organism: Triticum turgidum subsp. durum (durum wheat)
Lineage: Eukaryota; Viridiplantae; Streptophyta; Magnoliopsida; Poales; Poaceae
Source: the annotation of a GenBank genome assembly
AUGGCUCGCCUCCUCUCCCCCCUCCCAAUCACCGCCGUCGCCGCCGUCGCCGCCGUCUCCCCCUCCCGCUUCCGCAUCCCCGCCGUCUCCGUCGCGCGGCGUCAGGCGCUCUUCGGCGGAAGAGUAGGGUUGAGGGUGCCCGCGAGACUGUCAACGAGGGGAGUGAGCGCCGGCGCGGAGGCGGGCGUGCCCGCAGCUCGAGCGGCCGCGGUGAUUAGCCCUGAGGAGGCCGUGGAGUGGGUCAAGAAGGACAGGAGGCGCCUGCUCCACGUCGUCUACCGCGUCGGCGAUCUUGACAAGACUAUCAAGUUUUAUACGGAGUGCUUAGGGAUGAAGCUGCUGCGGAGAAGGGACAUCCCGGAGGAGAGGUACACCAACGCCUUUCUUGGGUACGGACCAGAGGACUCGCAUUUUGUUGCGGAGCUCACUUACAACUAUGGUGUCGAAAGUUACGAUAUUGGGUCUGGUUUUGGUCAUUUUGGAAUUGCUGUUGAGGAUUUAAGCAGCACUAAUCGUGUGUCAAGUAUAAGUAGCUCGUCUAUAGCUUUCUUCUACAUGAAUGAGCUCAGAAUAUUGCAGGUCGAAAAAACAGUGGAACUUAUUAAAGCCAAGGGAGGAACAGUAACAAGGGAACCAGGUCCGGUAAAAGGUGGAAAGUCAGUCAUUGCCUUCAUUGAAGAUCCUGAUGGUUACAAGUUCGAGCUUAUAGAAAGAGGUCCCACACCUGAGCCUUUGUGCCAAGUAAUGCUUCGAGUGGGAGAUCUUGAUCGUGCUAUAAGUUUUUAUGAGAAGGCAUUUGGUAUGGAACUUCUUCGCAGGAAAGACAAUCCUCAAUACAAGUAUACCAUUGCUAUGAUGGGAUAUGGCCCUGAAGACAAACAUGCUGUACUGGAGUUGACAUACAAUUAUGGUGUCAAGGAAUAUGAUAAAGGAAAUGCUUAUGCACAGAUUGCUAUUGGUACUGAUGAUGUCUACAAGACCGCAGAAGUUGUUAGACAAAACGGGGGACAAAUAACUCGUGAACCUGGCCCAUUACCUGGCAUUAGUACCAAGAUAACUGCCUGCACAGAUCCAGAUGGCUGGAAAUCAAAAUCUUGUAAAAGCCUCUAA